AUGUCUGCUUGUCUUGAUUAUACAAUCAAUGAAACAGCGAAGGAUGGUAUGCAAGCAUCUUCAUGGAAUGAGAGCAAUCAAGGGACGGAUGAGGAACAGAGAAAUUUAAUAUCAGCCCUUGUAGGAUUUCUUAUUGGAGGGACUGCCUUCAUCCUAAAUACACUAGUCUUUAUAACUCUGAUCGUCAGCAAAGAACUUCGCCAAAACACACACCUCAAUUUGGUCCUUUGUCUGUCCGUCAGUGAUCUUGUUCUCGGACUGAGCAUGUGUGUUGGUGGUAUCCGACUGUUUAGGCCACAGUGGGCCACCUAUUAUGUACCAUGCGUCAUGACCAGUGUGUUGUUCAUCAGUGGCAUUACACUUUCUUUUUGCCAAACUUUUCUCAUAAGUUUUCAUCGUUUCCUGAAGAUAUCCACAACUGACCUGGAUAAAAAGUUACUGCAGAACAACCGAAAGUAUGUAGUUUACAUCCUUUUCUGGCUGAUUGUUCUUGGUUUUAAUUUAUCUAUGGUUCAGAUACGUCACGUGGCAGAAAAAUUACCAUUUUGCAAGUUUAAGUGUGUAUUUGGCCAUCGGUACCCUAUUAUGGCAAUUUAUUUUCAGUCUACGACAAUAUCCCUGUUGUCGUUGACAAUUUUAUUUUACUGUUUAACAAUUUGCCGAAUGCGUCAAAGAUACAGAAGAACGUUUGCUUGGCAUGCUCAUCAGAGUACAACGGUGUCGAACAUUUCCAACCAAAUUGGGCCCACAUCGAACUCUGGAGGCGAACAGCUGACUAACAAAAUGAAUCAGAAGUUAUUUGGAUCUUUGAAGCUUAUUGGAAUUAUCAUUGCUGCGCUUUUAUUAUGUACCGGGCCUAUGGUUAUUGCUUCUUUCUUUGAGUCCUUAACACAGAAACAACUCUUUAUUGUCGCUACACUCUCUUGCUUCAAUUCUGUUGUUAAUCCUUUUAUAUAUGCAUUUAAUAUGGAAAAACUAAGGCGAGAAUGGAAAGCUAUCUGGCAAAUGAUUAAGACACUCUGA
This is a messenger RNA of Saccostrea cuccullata (small rock oyster), 1023 nucleotides long. RefSeq names its product adenosine receptor A1-like. Gene Ontology annotation, cellular component: plasma membrane. Lineage: Eukaryota; Metazoa; Mollusca; Bivalvia; Ostreida; Ostreidae. Gene Ontology annotation, molecular function: G protein-coupled receptor activity. Bases 1 to 1023 code for a protein of 340 amino acids. The transcript has a single exon. The record is from RefSeq and is a predicted model, not a curated record. Gene Ontology annotation, biological process: G protein-coupled receptor signaling pathway.